Cokeromyces recurvatus is the source of this 1715-nucleotide messenger RNA. RefSeq lists its product as uncharacterized. Gene Ontology annotation, biological process: regulation of gene expression. The transcript is spliced from 7 exons. Lineage: Eukaryota; Fungi; Mucoromycota; Mucoromycetes; Mucorales; Mucoraceae. Gene Ontology annotation, molecular function: protein binding. Bases 145 to 1626 code for a protein of 493 amino acids. Gene Ontology annotation, cellular component: nucleus. The record is from RefSeq and is a predicted model, not a curated record.
UACUACUACUACUACUACUACUACUACUACUACUACUACUACUACUACUACUACUACUACUACUACUACUAUUACAAUUACAAUUACAAUUACUAUUAUCUCAAUCAUAUAUUCUUUAUAUAUUAAUUAUUAUUCAUUUCAAUUAUGCACUCUAAGCAUACACAUAGCGUAACAGCAACAAACACAUCAGAAGCAGUGACACCUGCAUUACCAUAUACCAUGUCAAACAAUAAUAAUUUGUCACAAAUAAAUCAACAAAAUAAUCCUAAUCGAACUAUUGCAGUGAAUUAUCUAGACGUCGAACUAUUUCUAACUCGAUGCGGGUUAUCUCAAUAUUACGAUGUAUUUAUUGAAGAAGGAUUUGAUAGAACAGAAUCACUACUGGAAAUAACAGAAUCUGACUUAAUUCAGAUGCAAGUAAAAAGAGGGCAUCGUAGACUUCUUCAACGAGCUAUUACAAAUGCAAAAGGGAUACCAUCAACUGUUCCACUACAGGCAGCUUCAAACUUCAAUACAAAAGAUUUAGCAACCCAUAGUCCAGCCAUACCCAUAAAGCAUAGAAUAGAAUCCAAUCCUUCUUCUGAAAUAACAUUAGCACCACCGCCAUUACUACCUCAGCAGCAGUUGUCAACAUUGUCUAGCAGUAGUAGUUCUAUUAUGACAUCUAUGAAUAAUAGUUAUCCUAUCACACCUAUGUUAAUAAGUUCCUCCUCUUCUUCUAAUGCACCUUCUACACCUAUUUCACAUUCUUCUUCAACAUCACCGAAUAAAAUGACAUCUAUCAUGUCUUUUAAAAAGAAUAUAGAACAUAUGGGCGACACUAGUAUGGUAACGAAUAAAGAGUACUUUCCAUCAGCAGGCACUGCUACCACUCAAAGUGGUAUGUCAUCUACAGAAGAAGAAGCGGUAACAAAUGAUAAUAUCCAUCGAUUAUGGAAACGAAAAUAUUAUCGACAUGCUAAACCUGAUACAAAUGCUCCUCUAAAGCCACCCUCUGCUUAUGUGAUGUUUUCAAAUGAUGUAAGAGCUGAAUUAAAGCAACAAAACAAAUCAUUUACAGAUCUUGCCAAAAUUAUCGGUGAUAGAUGGAAAAAUAUUUCACCAGAGAAAAAAGAAGUAUAUGAAACAAAUGCAUUUAAAUCAAGAGAAGAAUAUAUACAACAAGUAGAGAAAUAUCAAAAAACUGACGCUUAUAAAAAUUAUCAACAAUAUCUUUCUGAUUUUAAAGCAGAAAAUGAAGCAGCAGCUCGGCCUGUAGGUAGACCGAGAAAAAGACAUAAAAGAGACGAAGAUAAAGAAUUAAGUGAUGAAGCAGUAAGUGAUUCGACAAAACAAGUUAAAAAGACUCCUUUAAUAUCAUCACAGGCGGAUGAUAAUCAUCAAAAGAUAACACCUACUUACUUGGAUCAAAGACAAUAUCCAUUUUAUCUCUUAAAUGAAGACUCAUCUAGAUCUUCACCUCUACUAACAGAAACAACAAUAGCCAAUAAUGAUCCGAUAAAAGCGGAUAGUAUAUUAAAUAAACCACUAAAUCUCAGUAAAAAAUCAUCUAAACGGCAUACGCCCAAAAAAAAAGUAAAUAAAUAUAUGAAAAAUAUUUCCCGUUUUCUCUUACAUAAUAAUUGAAAAGAAUUUAAAAGAAGAAUUUAGAAGGAAAAAAAAAUUUUUUUUUCUUCAAAAUAAAAUGAAAAGCUUCCCCUUUUUUUUUUUGGAGA